Molecule: messenger RNA, 1138 nt
Organism: Psylliodes chrysocephalus
Lineage: Eukaryota; Metazoa; Arthropoda; Insecta; Coleoptera; Chrysomelidae
Source: the annotation of a GenBank genome assembly
UUCUACAAACGAACAUCUUCCGCCUCCGCCAAAACCAAGGAUGUCACCUCUAGAAUUUCGUAAUACAGAUCUCGUUUCGAGAUUACUUGCAGCAACGCCUCCUUACCUCUACAACAUGUCGCUGCUGCCAAACACGUACUUCUUCAGCGAAAUGCUUCGAUCCUUCGUCCAAGCGAAAGCCGAAAGAUCUUCGUCCUUUCAUCCACCUAUAAGGAGAUCCAGAAAACGAAAUUGGCCCACCAGUAGAUCAGAAUAUUACGGAAAACCAUCCACGGAACCGAAAACAGAAGAUUUGAAUCAAGAAACUAUGUGGAACGUCAAAACUAAUAAAAAAACUGAAGAAAAUCCUUUAGAACUAACGAUUAGCAAGCCAGAAACGGAUCAUUAUCACACUAAAAUCGAUAAUUUCAACACCAAAGUAGAGCCGAACACAACAGAUGUCUUCGGAAACCUUCACCAAAAUAUCCAACAAGAUAAUAAUCCUCAAAAUUUAGUUUUACCGCCCCCUCCACCGAUGUGGUACCCUCCUUUAUACCCCACCCCUCCUUAUGGUAUUGAUCCGUUACAUUUCUUCAUAGAUUUAAAAGUAUCAGGCCAUAUUUACGAUAGAAAAAACAUUAAAGAACAAAGUCGAGAAUCUCCGCCUAAAGAAAAAAUUCCACACACAGAAGUAUCAAAUUUUAAACAAGACACGGAUCUUAGUAACACUUUUAAGCAAACUAGGAACGGUUCGGCCUUUUCGGUACCCAAUCCCAACAAGACCUUCGCAGACAACGAAAAUAGAUCAAAGAAAUUCGAUGUCAAAUCGAUGGGUUUUGAUAAAAGCCAGAAUAAAACUAGCACUAAUUACGUUAUGUCGAAUAUUUCGAACAUUUACAAAUGUAUAUACGACAAUAGAGAUCAAAAUAUGACGGAAGGCGUUGAACAUAAACAAGAGACUGAAGAGGAAAAGAAAGUUAAAGAUCUAAGAGCUUUAAUCGGAUUAGAAUUGGUUGUAGAUUAUAUGAAGCACAAGCCAGAAAGGCCUAAUCACGAAGAAUCGUCAACUUCUUCGGAUAUUGAGUCAAUUGGCAGCCCUACUUUGGAAGUAGUCGAUGAAAACUGGUUAGUAUUGAAAAUAAUCAACUUUACGGGUUAA